AUGCAGGAGCACAUUCGACGUGCGCAUCCGAACCACUACAUCCCGAAGCUCCCGGCUACCGAGGAGAGCUUCCUGAUGAUGGUGAACACCCCGCUCGAGCAACGGGUGCAGCUGUCCCCCCCCGAACCCGCUCAACCCAGGCGACCCCACGAUGUGGCACCGGAAAGAGACAUCUAUGUCGCUGAUGGCUCCCCGGCUACCCCUCGAGCUCUGGAUGAACCCCACCCAGCUGCGGCCACUGCGGCGGUUGCUCUGGCACAACUGCAUCACCAUCGACUGGCCUCGGAUUGGGAUACAGACAUGGAUACCCAUUCGGAUACCGACUUGAGUCAUCCCCGCAUGCGCGGAGCUAUUGAACUUCCCCCACUCCGUGAUCAUUUCAAGCAGGAAUCUCUUCCACCGUUUACGCCUCGUCCGCGCGAGCUUCUUCCAUCCAUUCUUAAUCACUCCCCGCCCGGUCGCUCAUCCACAUUACCACCAAUCCAGCGGAGAGACAAGUUUUGCCGCCCGCGCAAAUCAUCCAUCACUCAAUCUGCUCGCAAACCUAAGCAGGAUCGUCCCAAGUCAAAGGAAUUCGGGCGGCGACCAAGCCUCGGUGACCGCAAAGCCCUUUCAGCAGAGCCGCAAACUGCAGCCUGGGCGCAAGGCAAGCGCUGGGAGGAUUUGAUAGAAGCCGCGACGUCAGCGACCGAAGUAGAUGAUGAGCCCUACUCAGAUGUGAGUUUAACUGCAAUUCUGUCCUUUCUUUUUUUCCCCGGUGCUGAUGCGCCAAAUUCAGGCUGGUCGGUCUCCAACGAUUGCCCCACUACUUUCCAACGUGACGUCUGCUCUCUCGGGUGUGAAAAAUCGGUUAUCGCUACCACCCGCGUUCCAAUCUGCAGGAUUACCUCCUAUAUCUUCACAUCGGCCAUUUCCACCGCAUUCAUACGCCGCCUCGCCUCUGCACAAAUCAUUGACCCCGCCACCAUACGAGAACCACCGUAG
Molecule: messenger RNA, 984 nt
Organism: Penicillium digitatum Pd1
Lineage: Eukaryota; Fungi; Ascomycota; Eurotiomycetes; Eurotiales; Aspergillaceae
Source: RefSeq, a predicted model, not a curated record